Nakaseomyces glabratus is the source of this 741-nucleotide messenger RNA. RefSeq names its product Rim9p (gene RIM9). The record is from RefSeq and is a predicted model, not a curated record. Gene Ontology annotation, cellular component: growing cell tip; cell division site; plasma membrane. Lineage: Eukaryota; Fungi; Ascomycota; Saccharomycetes; Saccharomycetales; Saccharomycetaceae.
AUGCAUCUGUUUGAUCUGCGGACUUUGCUGGCUAUACUAGUAAGUAUUUGUGUCGUCUUUCAAGCAUUCCCACUUGCUACUGUCCCCUUGAACAAGAACUUGAUAUUAGGACAAUAUAUGGGCUACCAUUUUGGUGUAUUUGGAUGGUGUUUUGUUGACAAGGGAGUCACCAUAGCCUGCCAUUGUAAGUUCAGACCAGACUCGAUAGAGACCUAUAAGUAUACCGAUCAACUACUGUUCCCAUCAUUGUACAAAGUAACUAUAUCAACGUUGCUCGUUGUACACCCUGUGUCAUUCGCAUUCACUUGCAUAUUGUGGAUCAUGGCUUUAAUAAUAAGACUUUCAAGAUUUGGGAGGUGUCCUAUAUUCAUACUGAGCGCAGCGACUUGGUCGUUAGCGGCAUUUCUAUUGGCAUUGCUUUCAGCUUUAGUCGAUCUACUUUUAUUUGUCAAUAAACUUAAAUGGCCAGGUUGGCUGGUGCUUGCCUCAGUACCUCUCAUGGCUAUCUGUUGUUCAUGGUUGUGGUCACUAAGAAGGCAAGUCUCAGCCAUAUUUUAUGAACGUAAAGCAUACGCAACUCAGACAUACUCAAGAUUUGACAGUAUGGAACUUUCACACAUUGAUACAAAAUUCUCAGAUGAUCAAUCUAUUUAUGAGACUUAUACCUUGGAAAGAGUUCCCUACUCUAAAAAUGAGGCGAUUGAAGAACCAGCAUUAACGUAUUAUACCUCUUCUUCAUAA